Eptesicus fuscus (big brown bat) is the source of this 2870-nucleotide messenger RNA. RefSeq names its product plakophilin 1 (gene PKP1). Lineage: Eukaryota; Metazoa; Chordata; Mammalia; Chiroptera; Vespertilionidae. The record is from RefSeq and is a predicted model, not a curated record. Gene Ontology annotation, cellular component: cytoplasm; adherens junction; plasma membrane. The coding region runs from base 393 to 2567 and encodes 724 amino acids. Gene Ontology annotation, molecular function: cadherin binding. The transcript has 14 exons. Gene Ontology annotation, biological process: cell-cell adhesion; cell-cell junction assembly; intermediate filament bundle assembly.
GCCGGGCCGAGGGGCGGCUCCCGGGACCUCACCUGCGCGCGGGGGAGGGAGGGGGAGCGAGGACGAGGCGCACCGUCCCACACUCAGGAGCGCCCUGCCCCCCAGGAGCGCGGCCCCGACGGCGCACGGCGCGGCGGGCGGAGUGGGUGGUGCAGGCAGGGGCGGUAUAUCCAGUCUGACGGAGGGCGGGCCCGGCCAGAGCCUGGAGGAGCACCCGCCGGGGCGGAGGCGCCACGAGCAGUCGGAGGAGCCGCGCGCGCAGACACACGCACCACGAAGUCUAUGGCCACAGGGAGCCGCUGAGCGCCAAGAGCCCGCCGCCGCCCCGCGCCUCCCGCCCGCACCUCGCGCCUCCCGCCCGCGCCCGGCCGCGCGCCGCCGCCGCCGCCACCAUGAACCACUCGCCGCUCAAGACCGCGCUGGCCUACGAGUGCUUCCCGAACCAGGACAACUCGACGCUGGCGCUGCCCUCGGACCAGAAGAUGCAGACGGGCACGUCGGGCAAGCAGCGCGUGCAGGAGCAGGUGAUGAUGACGGUCCGGCGGCAGAAGUCCAAGUCCUCGCAGUCGUCCACGCUGACCCACUCCAACCGAGGUUCCAUGUACGACGGCCUGGCUGACAAUUACAACUACGGAACCAAUCGGAGCAGCUACUACACCAAGCUGCAGGCGGGCAGCGGCUCGUGGGGCUACCCGAUCUACAAUGGGACCCUCAAGCGGGAGGCCGACAACCGGCGCUUCAGCUCCUACAGCCAGAUGGAGAACUGGGGCCGCCACUACCCCAGGGGCGCCUGCCACACGGGCGCGGGCAGCGACAUCUGCUUCCUGCAGAAGAUCAAGGCCAGCCGCAGCGAGCCCGACCUCUACUGCGACCCGCGGGGCACCCUGCGCAAGGGCACGCUGGGCGCCAAGGGCCACAAGGCCGCCCAGAGCCGCUACAGCUUCUACAGCACCUGCAGCGGCCAGAAGCCCGCCAAGAAGUGCCCGGUGCGCCCGCCCUCCUGCGCCUCCAAGCAGGACCCGGUCUACGUCCCGCCCAUCUCCUGCAACAAGGACAUGUCCUUCGGCCACUCGCGGGCCAGCUCCAAGAUCUGCAGUGAGGACAUCGAGUGCAGCGGGCUGACCAUCCCCAAGGCCGUGCAGUACCUGUGCUCCCAGGACGAGAAGUACCAGGCCAUCGGGGCCUACUACAUCCAGCACACCUGCUUCCAGGACGAGUCGGCCAAGCAGCAGGUCUAUCAGCUGAGCGGCAUCAGCAAGCUGGUGGACCUCCUCCGCAGCCCCAACCAGAACGUGCAGCAGGCCGCGGCCGGGGCCCUGCGGAACCUGGUGUUCCGGAGCGUCGCCAACAAGCUGGAGACCCGGAGGCAGGGCGGCAUCCGCGAGGCCGUCAGCCUCCUGAGGACCACCCGGAGCACGGAGAUCCAGAAACAGCUGACCGGGCUGCUCUGGAACCUGUCCUCCACGGACGAGCUGAAGGAGGCGCUGAUCUCCGACGCCCUGCCGGUCCUGGCCGACCGCGUCAUCAUCCCCUUCUCCGGCUGGGGCGACGGCAACAGCAACCUGUCCCGGGAGAUGGUGGACCCCGAGGUGUUCUUCAACGCCACCGGCUGCCUGAGGAACCUCAGCUCGGCCGACGCGGGCCGGCAGACCAUGCGCAACUACACGGGGCUCAUCGACGCCCUCAUGGCCUACGUCCAGAACUGCGUGGCCGCCAGCCGCUGCGACGACAAGUCCGUGGAGAACUGCAUGUGCGUCCUCCACAACCUCUCGUACCGCCUGGACGCCGAGGUGCCCACCCGCUACCGCCAGCUGGAGUACAACGCCCGCAACACCUACACGGAGAAAUCCUCCACCGGCUGCUUCAGCAACAAGAGCGACAAGAUGAUGAACAACAACUACGACUGCCCCCUCCCCGAGGAGGAGACCAACCCCAAGGGCAGCAGCUGGCUGUACCACUCGGACGCCAUCCGCACCUACCUGAGCCUCAUGGGCAAGAGCAAGAAGGACGCCACCCUGGAGGCCUGCGCGGGGGCCCUGCAGAACCUGACGGCCAGCAAGGGGCUGAUGUCCAGCGGCAUGAGCCAGCUCAUCGGGCUCAAGGAGAAGGGGCUGCCGCACAUCGCGCGCCUGCUGCAGUCGGGCAACUCGGACGUGGUGCGCUCCGGGGCCUCCCUGCUCAGCAACAUGUCCCGCCACCCGGCGCUGCACCGAGCGAUGGGGAACCAAGUGUUCCCCGAGGUGACCCGGCUGCUGACCAGCCACACGGGCAACACCAGCAACUCGGAGGACAUCCUGUCCUCGGCCUGCUACACCGUGCGGAACCUGAUGGCCUCACAGCCGCACACGGCCAAGCAGUUCCUCUCCGGCAGCACCGUCAACAACCUCCUCAACCUGUGCCGCAGCAGCGCCUCCCCCAAGGCCGCCGAGGCCGCCCGCCUGCUGCUGACUGACAUGUGGUCCAGCAAGGAGCUGCAGAGCGUCCUCCGGCAGCAAGGCUUCGACAGGAACAUGCUGAGUGCCUUAGGCGGGGCCAACAGCCUCCGGAACUUCACCUCCCGGUUCUGAGGGGGCUGCCCGAGCAGGCUCGGCUCGCAGAAACGACACGACCCCGUGGAGGAGGCCUCGGCCCGGCGGAGGGUUGUUCUGCCACCUGUGCAGUAUUUGGACACGUUCAAGCCACGGAGCGCAAAACCUGGGAACGUGGCCGACGGAGAGAUUUUCAGAUUCUUUUUUCCCCUUGGCAAGGGGGGUUGGGGAGGGUGGGGGGGGCUUUUCUUGAGUUAAGUGAGCUUUUUCCGAUGUCCAUACUUCUUUUGCUGAGAAAUGGUAUAUAUAUAUAUGUGUAUAACAUAAGUGUGUGUGUGUGUG